Molecule: messenger RNA, 2715 nt
Organism: Fundulus heteroclitus (mummichog)
Lineage: Eukaryota; Metazoa; Chordata; Actinopteri; Cyprinodontiformes; Fundulidae
Product: GTP-binding protein 2-like
Exons: 13
Coding region: 174-2051 (625 amino acids)
Biological process (GO): translational elongation
Molecular function (GO): GTPase activity; DNA binding; GTP binding
Source: RefSeq, a predicted model, not a curated record
UUCAGACGGAAGUUGGACAUGAACAGGACUGCUGGUGCUGAGGAGAGAGCAUCCGAUCUGCUGCAUGUCUCCACAACAACGCCGUGGGAUGGGGCAGGAGAAUAUUCUAGCACAAUGUAAAUGAUUUCUGAGCUCUGUGUAUUCCAACGGCCACACGCACUCUGAGCUUAGCCAUGGUAGGUUUGGACCAAACUGCCGCAAUACCUCCCGGAAACAGUCAUGGACAGGGCUCUCUAGCAAGUAUCGGAGAGAAGAAAUCCUCUAAAAAGUCGCGAGCGAGACGAGGCAAACAAGGCAGGAAGAGAAGGAAUAAAAGGAAGAGGAAUAACAGGACACCGCCACCGAUUUUACCACCGGAGGCUGAAGAAGGAAACAUUGAAUACAAGCAGUGUGGACAAAAGAUGUCGGGGAAAAACACCACUAACCUGAAGCGGCAUCUUAAGGCUAACCACCCAGAUAUUCAGUUAAAGCUUGUCAACCCCACUCAGUAUCGCUUUGAGCAUCUGGCCACACAACUUAAGUGGCGUCUGCAGGAGGGCCGCGGCGAGGCUGUUUACCAGAUUGGAGUGGAAGACAACGGCUUGCUGGUUGGUCUGACAGAGGCUGACAUGAAAGCCUCACUCAAGACCUUAAAGAGGAUGGCAGAGAAGGUUGGAGCUGAUAUAACGCUACUUCGAGAAAGAGAAGUGGACUAUGGCCAGGACAGAAAUAUCAGGAAAAUUGCAGAAGUUCUUGUCCGUAAGGUUCCUGAUGAUCAGCAGUUCCUGGACCUUCGUGUGGCGGUACUGGGUAAUGUGGACUCAGGGAAGUCGACCCUGCUAGGCGUCCUGACACAGGGAGAGUUGGACAAUGGCAGAGGCCGAGCACGGCUAAACCUUUUCAGACAUCUGCACGAAAUCCAGACCGGACGUACCUCCAGCAUCAGCUUUGAAAUCUUGGGUUUUAACAGCAAAGGAGAGGUGGUAAACUACAGUGAAUCUCGGACAUCUGAAGAGAUCUGUGAGAACUCAUCCAAAAUGAUCACCUUCAUCGACCUGGCUGGUCACCACAAAUACCUGAAGACCACAGUCUUUGGUCUAACCAGCUACUGUCCUGACUUUGCCAUGCUUGUGGUGAGCGCCAACACUGGUAUAGCCGGUACCACUCGAGAGCACUUGGGACUGGCCAUGGCUCUGAAAGUCCCCAUUUUUAUUGUAGUCAGUAAAGUGGAUCUGUGCUCUCACGGCACAGUGGAUCGAACUGUUCGACAGCUGGAGAGAGUCCUCAAGCAACCAGGCUGCAACAAGGUUCCCAUGUUGGUGUUGAACUCUGAUGAUGCUGUGACUGCAGCACAGCAGUUCGCUCAGUCUGCAUGCAUCACACCCAUCUUCACCCUGUCCAGUGUGUCUGGAGAAAGCCUAAACUUCCUGAAGGUUUUCCUGAACAUCCUUCCUCCACUUAGCAAAAGCAAAGAACAGGAGGAUCUGAUGCAACAGCUUACUGAAUUCCAGGUGGAUGAGAUCUACUCAGUUCCUGAUGUUGGGACUGUUGUAGGAGGAACUCUGUACAGCGGAGUAUGCAGGGAGGGUGAGCGACUAGUUGUGGGUCCCACAGAAGAGGGUCGAUUCCUGCGUCUGAAAGUAGGCAGCAUCCAGAGGAACCGCUCUGCCUGCAGGGUGUUAAAGGCUGGACAGGCUGCUUCUCUGGCUCUAGGAAACUUUGACCGCUCACUUUUGCGCAAGGGCAUGGUGAUGGUCAGCCCCAAGAUGAACCCAACCAUCUGCUGUCAGUUUGAAGCUGCUAUUGUUCUACUCUUUCAUGCAAAGACGUUCCGGCGGGGUUCACAGGUCACUGUCCAUAUUGGUAAUGUCAGGCAGACAGCUACAGUGGAGUACCUUCAUGGAAAGGACGAGCUUCGAACAGGAGAGAGGGCCAUUGUUCGCUUUCGCUUCAUCAAGCACCCUGAGUAUUUGCGUCUGAGUGCCAAGCUGCUCUUCAGGGAGGGAGUCACCAAGGGCAUUGGUCAUGUUACACAUCUGGUACCCCAUGACCAGAAUCUCCCGGAUUAUUAGGGACUAUUCACACUCUCUUCUUCUCUGGACCACCAAAAACUGGCUUUAUGCUCCUACCACAUAUAUGCAUAUUAAUCCGCCCUACAUGGGCCUUCAGCCCAUUACAGUCUGCACUCAAAAAAACAGAAACAAGUUUUUUAAUGAAGGUUGCCAGAAUAUACAGUUGUACACAAGGAAGUGCAAACUCUUGUGAAGUCCUCAUGAAUCCAUAUCACUGCAUCAAAUAUCAGUUUGGUAAACACAUUCACUUUAAAUUUCUGACUAGGCACACAAUGAUUGUUGAAAAGUAAUACAUUCUGCUCAGAUGAUGUGUUAAGGACUAGCUAUAAAAAAUACCAGAACCUCGACCAGUGCUGUGAGAAUAGAAUGGCAUAAUUUUCUGUUAAGCCUGGAAGAGAACAGAUUUCUGUGUUUUUAUGUGGUAUAUUAAGUAUUUUUGUCUUCAAUCAGACUUGUGGGAUUCAUUAAGAACAUCAUCAUCACUGUCAGCAGGCCUUUGUGCUUUCAGGUCAACAUGACUACUAUGACUGCUAUGGCCAUGGACACUUCGUCUAGCUCCGCUCCAAAGUUCCUUUUAGCCCGAGAGAGCAUGUGCUAUCAUCGACUUUACAAAUCUAUUUUGGAGAGGAUUACCACAUUUCAAAUUAAAUCUUGAAAUGACAAA